This is a messenger RNA of Teleopsis dalmanni, 1829 nucleotides long. RefSeq names its product arylsulfatase B-like. Lineage: Eukaryota; Metazoa; Arthropoda; Insecta; Diptera; Diopsidae. The record is from RefSeq and is a predicted model, not a curated record.
UUACUGCAUACAUAAAAUAUGAGAAUCAAAUGGAGUUUCUUUUUAAAAACAAUAUUAUAUCUACUAUCUGUAUCCUUCGUAACCACACAAAAAGAUGAGGUCACACCAAUUAAAGCAGAAAGAAAGCCACCUCACAUUAUAUUUAUACUAGCAGAUGACUUGGGUUUUAAUGAUGUUGGUUUUCAUGGCUCAGCACAAAUCCCCACACCUAAUAUAGAUGCUCUGGCAUAUACGGGCAUAAUACUUAACCGUUAUUAUGUUAAUCCGAUAUGUACUCCAUCACGAUCCGCCCUAAUGACGGGAAAAUAUCCAAUACAUACAGGUAUGCAACACACAGUUUUAUACGGAGCUGAACCACGUGGACUUCCACUAAGCGAAAAGCUUAUGCCCGAAUACUUUAAUGAUUUAGGAUAUUCCUCUCAUAUUGCUGGAAAAUGGCAUUUGGGUCAUUACAAACGGAUAUAUACACCACUUUAUAGAGGCUUUCGUUCUCAUGUUGGUUUUUGGACUGGUCAUCAUGAUUAUUUCGAUCACACAGCACAGGAAAAUCCAUCUUGGGGCCUUGACAUGCGCAGUGCUUUAGAUGUGGCUUACGAUUUACAUGGCAAAUAUACUACAGAUUUAGUUACGGAUGAGUCAUUACGUGUUAUAGGUUUACACAACUCUUCGCAACCAUUAUUUUUGUAUGUUGCACAUGCUGCAGUACAUUCAGGAAAUCCUUAUAAUCCAUUACCAGCACCUGAUGAUGCAGUAGAGAGGAUGAAACACAUUGAAGACUUUAAACGAAGAAAAUAUGCUGCUAUGUUAUCAAAAUUAGAUGAUUCUGUUGGUCGAAUAGUUCAAAAAUUAGAAAAACAAAAAAUGUUAAAUGAUUCUAUUAUAAUAUUUAGUACUGAUAAUGGUGGACCUGCUGAAGGGUUUAAUCUUAAUCAUGCAUCAAAUUGGCCUUUAAGAGGUGUGAAAAAUACUCUUUGGGAAGGUGGAGUACGUGGAGCUGGUUUGAUUUGGUAUCCAAAAAUAAGAGGAACAGGUCGUGUAUCUGAACAAACAAUUCAUAUAACAGAUUGGCUUCCCACCCUUGUUGAUGCAAUCGGAGGAGAUAAUGCAUUAGCAAAUAUAACUGCAAAAUUAGAUGGUGUUAGUAUUUGGAAUGCCCUAACACAGAAUACAAUUUCUCCACGAAGAACUAUUUUGCAUAAUAUCGACGAUAUAUGGGGUAGUGCAGCUAUAACCAUUGGGGAUUGGAAAGUAGUUAAAGGCACCAACUAUCAAGGUGCUUGGGAUGGUUGGUACGGACCUGCGGGCAUCCGGGAUCCAAAAAUGUAUGAUACUAGACAAAUUUAUAGAGGUUUAGCAGGACGAGCUAUAAGCACUUUGAAAGCUCUUCCGAGUUUGGCAGAAAUUACACGUUUGCGUAGAAGUGCCUCAGUAGAUUGCGCUGUGAAUUUUUUGUAUUUGCAACAAGGUGCAAUAUGCAAUCCACUCAAUGCGCCAUGUCUAUUCAAUAUUAAAGAUGACCCGUGCGAACAGUUCAAUUUAUCAGAGAAGUAUCCUCACAUUUUAAAUUCUUUACUUGAUGAACUUCAACGUUUUAAUAGCACAGCUGUGCCACCUUCCAAUAAACCCUUAGAUCCAAGAGCAGAUCCUCGUCUAUGGAACUAUACAUGGACAAAUUUUGGAGACUAUGAGGAGGGUAAAAAUACAAUUAUAGGUUCAAUAAAUAUAUAAUACAGUUAAUAAGCAUUAAGUUAUUUAAAAUAAGAAUUAAAAUAAAAAAUUUUGUCCUUUAUAGGAAAAUGAAAUUAGUUGGUAGUAAAUAAUAGUUAAUA